AUGGACUCUUCCCCCAAGGCCAAGUCUUCAAAGCCCACCAACAUGAUGGACAACCAGCAUGACCCCGAGACGGCGGACGACUUCCAGAUCUCCCAGCAGAAGCAGCUCGCCGCUGAUGGAAACGCCCACUUCCACCGUCUGGGCUGGAAGCGUCUCGCCGUCGUCACCAUCGUCGAGGCCAUCGCCCUCGGCGCGCUCAGUCUGCCCUCGGCCUACCACACGCUGGGCAUGUUCCCCGGUGUCUUCCUGACCAUCACUCUCGGUCUCAUCUCCAUCUUCACCAGCUACAUCGUCGGCCAGGUGAAGCUAAAGUUCCCUCACAUCUCGCAUUAUGCCGACGCCGGACGCCUUCUCCUCGGUCGUUUUGGCUACGAGCUUUUCGGUGCUGCUCUCGUUCUCGAGCUCGUCAUGGUCGUUGGUUCGCACGCUCUGACUGGUAGCAUUGCGCUCAUUGACAUCAACGGUGGACACGUCUGCUCCAUUGUUUUCUCUGCCGUCUCCGCCAUCAUCCUGCUGAUCCUCGCCAUCCCCCCAUCUUUCACCGAAGUCGCUAUUCUUGGUUACAUCGAUUUCGUGUCUAUCGUGGCUGCCAUUGGAAUUACCGUCAUCGCCACCGGUAUUCAGGCCAGCGACUCAACUGGCGGACUAUCUGGUGUUGAGUGGUCAGCCUGGCCCAAGGAGGAUCUUGGUUUCGCAGAGGCUUUCGUCGCUGUCAGCAACAUUAUCUUCGCCUUCAGUUUCGCAAUUGGUCAAUUCUCCUUCAUGGACGAGAUGCACACACCAACCGACUACAUGAAGUCUAUCUAUGCGUCGUGCUUUAUCCAGAUUGGGAUCUACACUCUGACUGGAGCUCUGUGCUACGCUUUCAUCGGCCCCUCCGUGCAAUCACCUGCUCUGCUCUCCGCCGGACCACUUAUUUCCAAGAUCGCCUUCGGAGUUGCUCUACCCGUUAUCUUCAUCUCCGGUUCGAUCAAUUCCACCGUUGCGCUCCGAUAUCUUCAUGGCCGUAUGUUCAAGGACUCAAUUCUGCGAUAUGUCAACACUCCCAUGGGCUGGGUCAGCUGGAUCACUCUCGUGACCAUCUUCACCAUCGUCGCUUGGGUUAUUGCCGAGGCUAUUCCCAUCUUCUCUGACUUGCUCUCUUUGGCUUCCGCCCUCUUCGUCUCCGGUUUCUCUUUCUGGAUCCCCGGUGUCAUGUGGUUUGCCCUGCUCUGCGAGGGCAAGUGGUUUUCCAAGAAGAACAUGUUCAUGAGCUGUGGAAGCAUUUUGGCUUUCAUUAUCGGCAUCGUUACCCUCGGUGCCGGUACAUAUGCCACUAUCAAGGAUAUCAUUGAUAUCACCUCCACUGGCUCUGCUCACGCCCCUUUUACUUGCCGAUCAACCUAG
Molecule: messenger RNA, 1386 nt
Organism: Fusarium sp. VM40
Lineage: Eukaryota; Fungi; Ascomycota; Sordariomycetes; Hypocreales; Nectriaceae
Source: the annotation of a GenBank genome assembly